Lecanosticta acicola is the source of this 1023-nucleotide messenger RNA. NCBI's taxonomy places the organism in Eukaryota, Fungi, Ascomycota, Dothideomycetes, Mycosphaerellales, Mycosphaerellaceae. The record is from the annotation of a GenBank genome assembly.
AUGGAUCGGGCCGCAGACGACGCCGUCGUCUUGGAGCACUCGCAGUCUCGGGCGCCUCCUGGCACCAAGUUCACAGGGGUACGAUACAAAGUCCCUCCUCCAUGCUCAUAGACUGAUUUCCUCACGCAGGAUGUCUCUGACUACUCCUCCAAAGAUGGAACGCAAGAGAUGACCAACUGCGAGUGCCGUAGAGGCUGCGGUCCAUCUUGUGCGUGUCGCAAGAUCGGAUGGCCAUGCGGGCUGGUCUGCAGCUGCAUGGACUGUGAAGGCUCCACGAAACCGUGCGGAAGCCCAUUCACCCGGAUCGCCGAAAAUCUGGGAGGCGUCAAGAGGGAGAGAUUUCUUGACGAAGUCAAAGGAUCAGGAAGAAUUGCUAUAGCAUACCUCGCAGCCAACAGUAGGUGCGAGUGGCUCCCGAAGGCGUCAGCCAGUGCUUGCCUUAGCAACCACUUGAACACUCGAGGGAACGAGCUAGAUGUUGAGGAUCUUCAAAGGAAGAUGAUGGAAGCUGGUGAGACUGCGAGAAUCAGGGAAGCGGGAGACGUGUAUCUCCUGAGCAUGAUGGACCUGAUCAACGAAGCGCAGGCGGAGAAAGAUGAAGAAGCCAAAGCAAAUCUGCUCAAAGAGCUCUUCCGAUACGCAUGUGGACGAGAACAUUACGACCCCAACCCCGAAAUGGCCAUGCCCCACGCUUUGACGAGCCGUGGCUCAAUGAGAUGGUCUUUUUGCCGCGAUACAUGGGUUAGUCGACACAAUAUCGCUCAUUGCUGGAAGUGCAACGAAUGCUUGGAAGAUUCCUGGCACUGCAACGAAUGCGGCGUCUGCAAGAUUGGGAGAGAUUAUCCGUGUGAUCGCUGUGGGGGAUGGUGCAAGGGCACUAAGGAUUUCGACGUGGGAAGUGCGGUUGCUAAGGACGCAAAGCCUACGCCAAAGACUGCGGAGGAAUCUCUGAAGAGGAGCCGCCGCUCGACGGGUGCAGGUGAGGCUAGUAGCUCUUCCGCUGGGAAGCGGAGGGCGCAGUGA